AUGGUCGUUGAUGUUGAGAGCUACCUCACCACUCAGCUACUGAGAUUGCUGCAAACCGUCGUGCUCGUGGGCAGGGAAGGCGCACUUUUCCAGUCCAGUCCAGAGUUGCGAUGUACACGACAAGCCGCUGAGCGAUUUCAGUGCUGGCACGGGCUGCAACGGAGGCACAGCGUACAGCUGCACAAAUCAAAGCCCGUGGGCAGUCAUGACACCUUCUCCUACGGUUUUGCGGGAGUGUUCCUCAAGGAUCAUGUCGAGAAUUGCUGGUGCUGUGCUUGCUACGAGUUGAAUUUCACGAGUGGAGCAGUGAAGGGAAAGACGAUGGUAUUGCAGGCACAAAAUACUGCGUACGAUGUCACAUCAGUGAACAGAUUUGCGUUGGGUAUGCCUGGUGGGAAUACAUCAACGAAUGAUGCCUGCGCUACUGAGUUCAACGUACCUCAGUCCGUUUUUGGCACCCCAGGCGUAGGCGUGAAUACCCGCUCGGACUGCGACAACCUGCCGAACGCCAUGAAGGCUUCUUGCUACAAGGAGUUGAGAUAG
This is a messenger RNA of Mytilinidion resinicola, 543 nucleotides long. RefSeq names its product barwin-like endoglucanase. The transcript has 2 exons. Bases 1 to 543 code for a protein of 180 amino acids. Gene Ontology annotation, molecular function: cellulase activity. The record is from RefSeq and is a predicted model, not a curated record. NCBI's taxonomy places the organism in Eukaryota, Fungi, Ascomycota, Dothideomycetes, Mytilinidiales, Mytilinidiaceae. Gene Ontology annotation, biological process: carbohydrate metabolic process.